Molecule: messenger RNA, 2287 nt
Organism: Oreochromis niloticus (Nile tilapia)
Lineage: Eukaryota; Metazoa; Chordata; Actinopteri; Cichliformes; Cichlidae
Exons: 5
Coding region: 165-1976 (603 amino acids)
Source: RefSeq, a predicted model, not a curated record
GCUCAGACAUGGCAGCUGCCUGUGAGAAGCCCCUCAGAGCCUACAGUUAUGAACAUUUAGCCAAAUAAAAGUCGAGUUAACUGAUUUGACUGCUGCGGAGUUUCGCUGCCAGAGGCACGAUGGAGUAAACAGUUGGCAGCGGGGACAUUUGGGAGCUGGUCUGGAUGGAAGCGACGGGUUUACGAGACGUUUUCAAAUGUAUAACGCUAUCCAUUGCAGCAAUGGAGGAUAUUGGUCUCCUUCCCAAACCCACCCACGAAACCCCAGUCCACAGACCCACAGUCCCUGACACUUUUGGGCAGCAUCACAUCCCCCCAGACCACCUGCAUGUCGGUGAUGCAAGCAGGAACUCUGACGUGGACAAAGAUGGAGUGGUUAAAAAAUGGUCCCACUCAAUGACAAUAGGUGAGCAGCAGAUGAUCUCCCAAUUUCCUGUACAUCACCAAGCACCUGUGGGUGCUGACACUCCACAUCUUAAUUUGGAUAAAGUAGGCGCUGUCAGAAAAAUAACCAAAGCCAAAGUUGCAGAUCCAUUAAAGUGGAAGCAAAACAAGCAGAAACAGCUGAGGAUGGAGGGAAAAUUAUAUGUAAGCAAACGCAAGAAAGAUGGUGAGAUUGUAACCAAACACCCAAGAGCCAUAGGACCAAGAUGCACUUCGGAUGCAUGCAAAAAAACGACAAAUCGGCUAUGUGGUGAAAUUACUGAAGAAACAAGGAAGAAGGUGUUCAAUGAAUUUUGGCAGCACAUGAACUGGGCUCAGAGAAAGCUCUAUGUAGCAGGACAAGUCGACCGUGACCCUGUGGAAAGAUCUCGGGCUGCGGGGUUGCCUUCAAGGAGAUCGGUGUCACUUCGUUAUCAUUUGAUGGUGGAUGGCAAACGGACACAAGUAUGUAAGAACAUGUUCCUGUCCACGCUUGGGAUUGGAGAGUGGUCUGUGCUCAACUGGGCACAUAGAACAGCAACAGAAAAGACUGAAUCAAACAAAAGCAAGUCAGAAAAAAAGCCAGUUGUGACUGGCCCUCCUGUAGACAGCAACACUGCAUUAGUUACUCAAGAACACAUGAAUGCAACUGACAAAGACAAAAACAGGCCACCAGAAACAGAGGGGGCAAUCCGAAAGAAAUCCAGAGUUGCUAAACCACUAACAUGGAAACAAAAUCGUCAGAAGCAACUCAGGAUGGAGGGAAAACCAUACACCAGCAAGAGAAAGAAAGAUGGCGCCACUAUUACUAAAGCUCAGAGGUCAAUGGGGCCAAGAUGCACAUCCAGUGCCUGCAAAAGGGCAUCGAACCGUUUUUGUGCUGACUUUAGUGAGGAAAAGCGGAAUGAGCUGUUCACUGGUUUCUGGCAGUGUAUGAACUGGACUCAGAGGAAGGUCUAUGUGGCUGGGCUUGUGGACUGUGAUCCGGUGGAAAGAACCCGUGCACCGUGGACUCAGUCUAGAAGAUCAGUCUCAAUGCGAUAUCAUUUGAUAGCAGAUGGCGAUAAAAAACAAGUUUGCAAAAAAAUGUUCCUCUCCACUUUGGGGAUUGGAGAGUGGUCAGUGCUUAACUGGGCCCAGAAUGCCUCCCAGCUAGACAAUUUGGAGGAGAACAGUAAAAAGCGAAUGCAGAGGAAAUCCCGUAAAGCUUCAGAGCAUAUAGUCCUGAAGGAGUUUCUAGAAAGUUUACCAAAAGUGUCAUCUUACUGUGGUGGAACGUCCAUCUCUAAGCUCUGUCUGGAGCCAGUCUUCUCAAACAUGUCCGAGGUCUACAGGUACUACUAUAGCCACUGCAUAGAGCAGAAGACAGCGCCGCUUUCACGCCAGGUUUUCUGUGCUGUGUUUAAAAAAAUGAAUUUAAGAUUGUGUGACUCCAAAAAGGACCAAUCUUGUUCUUUUGGUGGAACUGGAAACUUGUUUAAUGAGCUUUGGGAGGAAUGCUGCUUUGAAAGAGGAGCUCCAGGGCAACAACCUGAGAGAGUCGGUGACCCGUAGACCAAUGUUGGUGCUUGUUACCAUGUUAAUACCAACUUUGUAUUAUACACCGUUUGUUUGAGACUUGAUGGCGGAUCCUUCUUUUAUAUUUGCACUUCUUGAAGCAGUGUAGUUGUCUUGCUGUAGCUGAAACAAUUUAAGCACUACGUUCAUUUUGAGGCCUCCGAUUGUUUCAUGUUAUUCGGAGCAUCAUUUGGCAAACCAAACCAAAACUGCUAUUCUAUCGUUUCGAUAUGUAUGAUGUAAAAGGUCAAAGUCAACUCAAGUGUCAAAGUUGAUAUUUUCCUUUGUGAAUUAAAUGUGAACAGCUA